AGUCAUACACUUGAUCCACGUCAAUCGCAGCACGGUAAAUGGACCCAUUUUAAUGCCUAGAUAUCUAGUCAGAUAAGAAAGCCGUGCAACUCGGAUUUCGUCAGAUCAAAUCCCGAUCCCAAUCUUGUAUUAUCAGCUCACAAAACAAAACACCAAGUGAAUCAUUUUCUCAUCAGUACAAAAGUCGGCAAUUAAGAUCAUCUUUCCUGGAAGAAGAGCCCAAGAACUCACUCAGUAGAAUCAAAAGAAUUAGCAGUUUAUCGAUCAAGGAGCGAGGGAUCAUUUUACUUUGUUAGGACUAGAGCCAUGACCUCUGUUGGCUCAACAAUUAGAAGCACCGUUCAGUUUCUUAACUGUUCGGAAAACAUUACGAUGAAUUGUACAAAUUUUACGAACGCGUCUUCGACAAGUGCAAGUUUCAUGUCAGAAGAAAAGGAAAGUAUGUGGUCGACAAUAACGAGGAUUACUCUCUGCUGCUUGGUCUUUAUACUCAACCUUCUGGGCAACACCAUGGUAUGUAUCGUAGUUAACCGAAGUCGAAAGCUCAGAAGUUCAAGAAACUACUAUUAUGGUUUAUUCUUGGUAAAUCUCUCAGUGGCUGACAUGACGGUGGCCAUUUUUAUCAUGCCAUUUGUGUUGAUGUUCUAUGAGACUGGCAAGUAUCCCUUUGGAUUUUAUGGGUCUACUGCAGCUUGCAAGCUUAUACCAACACUCAGUCUCAUGUGCCAGGGAGCUUCUAUCUACAGCUUAGCAUCGUUGACUCUGCAGCGGUAUAUCGGGAUUGUUUACCCUCUGAAAGCAAGAUUGACCUUAUUUCGGGUCAAAUUAGUACUGACUUUGGUUUGGUUCUUCGCUUUUUUGAACGCUUUUCCAUUGAUUAUUGUAUCUGAUGGAGUACCAACACCCAAGUACAACCAAUACAGCUGUGACGAAUACUGGCCGAAUGGCUGGCUACGCUUUGGAUACACCUUGUAUCUGUUCCUGUUUGAAUAUCUCGUUCCGUUGGCCAUUAUAUGUAUGACGUAUACCAAGAUGGCACUCGUGCUGUGCAACAGGGAGAAGGAAUUCGAAGGCAUACGGUCAUGUACUAAAAAAACCAAGUGAUAUCCAUAUCCUGCCUACCCUACGCAAGAUGACGGAACAUGUACUUCACACUAGGACGUCUUCAGUGUAACUAGACUCUAGGACCUCGUAAACGAUAUUGAAGGCUUCUUGAACAAGAAUAACACCAAGAUGCGAUAAAAAUCUUAUGAUAAUAAACUACAAAUCCUUCUACGUGCGGUAAUCAGUAAAGCGACCUUGCCUAUCGCUGUCCGUGUUUGCGAUUGUAUGAGAUAUAGACCAUUCACAGAAUACGUGAUCCUCGGCGCGGAAAAGUUUCUCCAAUAACUUUUACUUUACUCUAUAAUUAGUUUGCAUCAAGGAGCAGGGUGUGAUGGCCAAGUCUCACGAUUCAGAGCCUUCUGUUUUAAGAAAGCUUUAGCCAUGAUGCCAGAUUUAAUUGGAAUUUAGAGGAUGAUUCUUGAGGAGGAGACAAAAUGGUGAAACAUCCUUGAAGCACAGAAGGGAACCAACAAGCAACUCUACUAACAUAUGUCAGCGAGUCUGGGUAUUGAAUCCAUGACUACAACAGUGAGGAGGCGUAUUACCAGCGCACUCCAUGUGUGCUUAUAUGUCUCUUCCUCCCCAUAAAAAUUUGUUCCCGGCCUGGUACUGUCCAGAUUUCGUUUCCAUAAAAACGUACAACUGCAUUUUAACACGGCUCAAGAAGAAGUCUCAGAAGUCUCUGGAUUUAAUAGCUGUUACAUUGAACACUUAUUUUUGAUACGUACGAAAUUUGUCGCAAAUGAAAAGUGGAAGGAUGGCCUCUUACGAGAAAAUAAGGUUCUUCUAAAGCUCUUACUAUGCAGUCUAAGAUUGUCGAUGAACUUUUACGCGCCUUUAUGUAGACGUUCCCGUAAGAAAAAUCAGUACACUUCAAUUUAACGUAAAAUUUCAACCUUUUGUGAUUGCACUGAAAAUAUCAAUAUAAGAACUUUUAAAAAAAAUUUAUGGCAUCAAUCAUUUUACGUUUCUUACGAUGGCUUCCACGCACCUUUGACUCAAAGACUUUCCCGCAAAAAAAAAAAAAAAAAAAAAAAAAAAAAAAAAAAAAAAAAAAAAAAAAAAAAAA
This is a messenger RNA of Actinia tenebrosa (Australian red waratah sea anemone), 2173 nucleotides long. RefSeq names its product neuropeptide FF receptor 1-like. Lineage: Eukaryota; Metazoa; Cnidaria; Anthozoa; Actiniaria; Actiniidae. Gene Ontology annotation, cellular component: plasma membrane. Gene Ontology annotation, biological process: G protein-coupled receptor signaling pathway. Gene Ontology annotation, molecular function: G protein-coupled receptor activity. The record is from RefSeq and is a predicted model, not a curated record.